GAUCUGAGAUCAGGCUCAGAGGACGACAGGUAACGCGAACAUCUGAACACUAAUGGAGGAAACUGUGGUCAAAUACAGACACUGUGGAAGAGAUGUGUACAGUUUCUCCUCGUAUUCUCAGUGUCAGUGUCCGAUCUGUCAUCAGACUCCAACUCUCGGACUGUUAAACGCGCCUGUCGCGCUUUCCUGCCCGUUUACUAAUGGACACAAAGUCUCAUGUGCGUUUCUCAUAGGAUCUAUUCACGGACCAUCAUAUAUUGGAGAAUGGAGUGACACCGAGAUACACGUGGGUCUUUCAAACUCAGAAGGUCUGGUCUACAACUACACCCUGUCCGGGGUCCGCAGAGAUGCUGGCGGCUGGGAACGGUGUGUGUGUGUGUGUGUGUGUGACCGGCUCGCGAGAUCAUGGGACACUGAGCUGGAGAAGUUCUCUGUGCUUCCAGACUGGACUUCAGAACGGUUCGAGGAGGAGCGUGUGUCCGGCUCCUGCUGUUACGGGUUCGCUCUGAGCUUUAUAAACCACAUGCUCCCGCGGAUCGGCCAGCAGCCGCUGAGCAGAGACCAGUUCACCCAACGACACGUCUUACCCCGGAUCAAGACGGUUUCUCAGUACAUCAGCAUCUACCAUGCGAUAUCACAACAUGGGUUUUACACCGCGAACGCACCGGAUGACGUGUGAUGCACAUUUCCUCAUAAAACGCUAUAUAAUUUAAUAUACUGUAUAUAGGCCUAUUAUUUCCCUGCUCUUCAUGAAUGUAUUAAAACACAUGGUGUUCUUAGAGAACUCUAGGGUUCUUGAGUCAAUGCUAAAGAACACUCAAAGGUUCCGAAAGAAGGUUUUCGCAUAUAAGAACCAUUGCUUCCCAACAGAGGCGGUCAGUCAUCUGUUCGUAAGGCUAGAGCCCUGUGUGCGAUCGAGAGAUUCCCUGGAUGUUAAAGGCUCUUCAUGGAAUAAAGAAGCUUUA
Messenger RNA from Rhinichthys klamathensis goyatoka, 965 nucleotides. It is a transcript of the gene mkrn2os.1, whose product is annotated as MKRN2 opposite strand, tandem duplicate 1. Lineage: Eukaryota; Metazoa; Chordata; Actinopteri; Cypriniformes; Leuciscidae. The record is from RefSeq and is a predicted model, not a curated record. The transcript is spliced from 4 exons. Bases 53 to 679 code for a protein of 208 amino acids.